GCGCCCGACCACUUGAAGGAGAUCAUUGUGUUGGCUGCGUGCGGCGCGGGGGAGCAGCUGCCGCAGAACCCCGACCUGCCGGCGGACGUCUUCACCGCCUGCCUCACCACGCCAAUCAAGGUUGCCCUCCGCUGGUUCUGCUCCCGCAGCCUGAUGCGCCACGACGGUCUAACCAAGGACCUUAUCGACCGCAUCCCCGGCAAGCAGACCGACCGCAAGACGCCGCUGGGGGAGCUCAACUGGAUCUUCACCGCCAUCACCGACACCAUUGCGUGGAACGUGCUGCCGCGGCCGCUCUUCCAGAAGCUGUUCAGAUCGGACCUGCUUGUCGCCUCGCUCUUCCGCAACUUCCUGCUGGCUGAGCGCAUCAUGUCAGCGGCCGGCUGCACGCCCAUCUCCUACCCGCGCCUGCCGCCCACCUCGCAGCACCCGCUGUGGCAGGCUUGGGACCUGGCGGCGGAGAUGUGCCUGGUGCAGCUGCCCACGCUGAGCUCCGACCAGCAGGCGGAGUUCACACCCUCCACCUUCUUCUCCGAGCAGCUCACCGCAUUCGAGUUGUGGCUGGCGCACGGUUCCCGGGACAAGAAGCCGCCCGAGCAGCUGCCCAUUGUGCUGCAGGUGCUGCUGUCCCAGGUUCACCGGCUGCGCGCGCUGGUGCUGCUGGGUCGCUUCCUGGACAUGGGUCCCUGGGCGGUGGAGCUGGCGCUGAGUGUGGGCAUCUUCCCCUACGUGCUCAAGCUGCUGCAGACCACCAGCGCCGACCUGCGCGGCACGCUGGUGUUCAUCUGGGCCAAGGUGCUGGCGCUGGACAGGAGCUGCCAGGUGGACCUUGUGAAGGACAGCGGGCACCUCUACUUCAUCCGCUACCUGGACAGUGUGGACGGACACAUCGACCUCUACUCGCGGGCGCAGGCGGCGUUCGUGCUGUCGGUCAUAUGCGAUGGACACCCCAAGGGUCAGGCCCUGUGUGCCGGCAGCCAGCUGCUGGCGGUGCUGCUGCGCUGGCUGCGCUCGCUGGCGCCCGUCAACAUCACGUACGGCCCCCCAGGGCACCCGCUGCUGCUGCGGUGGCUGUGCCUCUGCAUCGGCAAGCUGUGCGAGGACAUUCCGGAGUUCUCCCUGCACGCCAUCCGCGAGGGCGCUGCGGACAUCCUGGUGCAGCUGCUCACCUCGCCGCUGCCCGAGAUACGCGCAGCAGCCAUAUUCGGCCUCGCAUGCCUCAUACACAGCUGCCCCGACCCGGGGGAGGCUGCAGCGGCGGCGGCGGCAGCGGGGGUGCACCACGGGGGUGCGGGUGCGGGAGGAGGUGGAGCGGGUGCGGGCGGGGAGCACCCGGCGGGGCUGACCCUGACGCCCUCGGAGGACCGGCUGCCGGCGGAGAGGCUGAUUGCGGGGGCGGUGACGCAGGUGGUGUACGACCCCGCCGUGCUGGUUCGUGCCGAGCUGGCGGUGCUGUUCGCUCGCUUCGUGCGGGGGCACGGCGCGGCGGUGCGCGAGGCCAUGGCGGCGCAGCAGCGCAGGCUGGAGGAGGCGGUGGCGGCGGCGAGGGCGGCGGCGGGAGGGGGAGUAGCGGCAGGCGAGGACGGCAGCAAUGGAUACCGGGGGCGGUCGAGUCCCGGGCACGUGCAGGAGGCCUCCUCCGGCGGCAUGCAGCGCCCCCCCUCCGCCCCGCCCGCAGCGGCAGCGGGAGGCGGCCCCCCUGACGGCGCUGCCGGCGGCGCCCCCGCUGCCCCCCCGCAGCAGCAGCAGCAGCAACAGGUGUUGUACUCCAAGAUCGCGGAGGCCAUCACCAUGCUCGCCCUCGACCCCGCGCCAAAGGUCGCCCGACUCGGCCGUGACGUGCUGCGUAUCGCGCAGUACGAGCUCUCCUUCGCCUCCGCCGCCUCCGCCCCCGGCAGCGGCUUCGGGCCCCCCAACGGCAGCCUCUCCCCCCGCCGCGGCGACUCCUCCGCGGUCGGCUCCUUCGCCGCCAAGCUCAAGCCUCGCUCCUGGCGCGCCGGCUUCACCAUCGGCGGCCUGCCCAACCUCUCGCGCAUUUCCGCGGAGCCCCACGACUCGCACCACGCGCCGUCAGCGUCCUCGUCGUACAACCCCUCCACCUCGGUACCUGGCGGCGGAGUAGCUGGCACCGCCGCCGGCGGCGGCGCCUCCUCCGGCCCCGCAGCCGCCAUGAUGCGGCGCAUGACACCCGCCGGAGGUCCGGCGGGAGGCGGCAGCGGCGGCGUUGCCGCUAGCGCUGCGACGUCGACGUCGGCUUCGCCUCCGUCGCCGGGUCGUGACGUCACGCUGGCGUACAGCCGUCAUCCGUACACGCUGCGUACGGUGACGGACCCCAGCGGGCUGGGCGGCGGCAGCAGCGUGGGCGGGCUGAGCGACUACGACACGACGCAUCACGGCGGGGCGGCGGGGGUGGUGGGGCCGGCUGGGGGCUAUGCGGACACGCGGGCGCAUGGGGGCAGUGGCCUGGCGGGGGCUAUGCUGAGUGGGGCGCAGGACGCCCUGGGCGGCUCCGGCCUGCACCCCCACCAUCCGGCCGGCGCCCCCUCCCUGCCGCACCCCCCCGUCCCCGUCCCCAAGUCGCUCAUCUACGCCCUCUCCUGCGAGUACUUCAGCCGCCCCAUGCUGGAGCCGCAGUCGGCAGCCUGGCGCGAGUCGGACGGCGCCAAGCUGGCGCCCUGGACCGCGCCCGCGGACCCGGAGCGGAAGGCGCGGCGGAGGGGCAUGAUGGAGGGCGCGGCGGCGCUGUCUCGAGCCAUGAGGACACCCAAGCUGAGGGAGCAGCUCCACUCCAUCGAGUCGGGUCCCGAGCCCGUGUCCGCACUCGCCUUCCACCCCUACCACCAGGUGCUUGUGUCCGCCGAUGUGCGCGGCCAGCUGAAGGCGCACACCUACCCCGACACCAAGCUGCUCAACAGCUUCCAUGUAACCAACGGCGCCCCCCAUGCCGAGUCCCGCAGCUCGCUGCCCUCUCGCGUGGUCUUCCUGCGCCACAUCAACGAGGCGGACGGUCCGCUGCUGCUGGCGGGCAGUGCGGACGGGGCGGUGCGCGUCUGGCGCUCCUACCUCAACAGCGGCGAGCAGCGCAUGGCGACUGCGCUGCAGGCGGUGUCCAUCCACCUGGUGCCCACGCUGUCCUUCCCCACCGUCUACAACUGGAACCCCGCCGCCUGCCACCUGUUCGCGUCGGGGGGCAAGCAGCCCGACUACGUCUACGUGUGGGACCUGCUGCGCGAGCACUGCCACUCCGUGCUGCCGCUGCUCGGAGGUGCAGCGGCGGCAGCGGCGGCGCCGCCAGGCGGCGGCGUCGUACCACCCGGUGUAGCCUGGCCCGCCACCGGCGGCGCUGCCCCCGUCAGCACGGGCGUGGAGCAGCUGCUGCUGAGCAGCCUGGACCCCAACCUGCUGGCGCCCGUGUGUACGGACGGCACGCUGCGUGUGUUCGACCUGCGGUCGGCCACCUCGCCCCGCUUGGUGCUGCAACCGCUGGGCAGGUCACCGCUGGCGGGGGCCGUUCUGGAGCCGGGCGGCCGGCAGGGCUUGGUGGUGGUGGUGUCGGAGAAGGGGGAGAUGCGGUGGCUGGACCUGCGGGGCGGCACGGGGGGAGGCGCGCCGGGCGAGGCGGGCGGGUCCGAGGGGUCUUCCUCGUCGUACACGUACAAGACGCUCCAGGCGCACACCAAGGGCGGCGUGUGUGCGCUGACGGCGCACUCGCUGGCGCCGCUGCUGGCGACCGGCACCUCCUCGCAGGUUGUCAAGAUCUGGACGGACGACGGCGACGUGGUUGGCACCCUGCGUCCCGGCAACAGCUCCACGCUGCUCGCCCCGCACAAGGUGGGCCCCGUCACCUCCAUGGUCUUCCACCCCUACCAGCCGGUGCUGGCGGCGGCGGGCAGCGACCACUGCACCGUGUACGAGCUGUGCGACCCCGGGGCGGCGGGGGGGGCGGCGGGGGCGGGGGGCCGGGCGGAGAGGGCGGCCAGCCUGGUGUAGUGGCCUGGAGCGUGGGGGGCGUGGGGGAGGGGGGUUUGCUGUCGGCGGGGAUGCGAGGGCUUGGACUUUCAGGAGGCGUCUUUGCACGGCGCCGCGGAGGAGAUGAGGGCUGGGGCUGAGGCUGGGUGCCGCGCGCACGCACGCACGCGCGCAUGUGCGUUGUGCGUGUGUGUUUACUGGGAGGGAAUGAGUUCAAGGUGCUGCUACGGAUGGUGCUACUUGAUGUGUGGAGCUCUGGCGGACCGUGAGGCUCUUGUGGCGCUACAGCCGUGCGCCGGCGUAAGGCGAUGGUGGUGUGAACGGGUUUGCCUGGGGGGUCGUUGAUGGGGGUGGCCAGAGGAGCGGGGCCUUGCUUCGCGUGGCGCCUAUUUGACAGUCGGAGUCGUGCUGGUUCUGGGCUUUUCAGGAGUUGGAUUGCAGCUGUGUGCUUUGGGGUGUGGUAGGGGGUGAGGUGGGGGGUGAGGUAGGGGGGCUAUUUGGUUACUUGAUGACGUGGAGGGCUGAGAAGCCCCGCGUACUGCCUCCUAACAGACGGCGGCAUGAGCAGUUGCGGCUGCCGGUGGUGCCCAUGGAUAGCUUGUAUCGCUGCUAGGACAGCAGUUGGCAUGGUUGCUUUGCGGCGUUGCUUACCGGUAAGAGGCUUGGGAGGUGUUAGCGGACUUCGUAACACUGGGCGAGCUGCUAUCCUAGCGGCCGAGACUGGCGUUUUGGCGACUGAUUGAGGAGGAAAGAGCGAAAUGACGGGUUUUUGGGUUUAGCUGGAUGUUGGGGUCUACAGCGGUGGUGUUUCAGAGGCAUGUGGACUCGGGGCGCGGCCUCGCUUAGCUGUGCUGUGCGCUGUUCUGGGGAGGGCGGCUGGGAAGGAGAAGACCUUUUGAGAGCAAAGACAGAUAAGAAACAAACGGGGGUGAGGAGGGAAAUCAGUGGGCAUACCAGAUUGUUGUUUCAAGCGAGCAGAGUUCCGUUAUGUUACCUACCCUUCCGUACAACGCAACAGCACGGUUGUGUUUUGGUUGAUGCUGAUCAGAACAAGCGAGACGGAGUACGUGAGAGAGACGUACGUUUACUGGUAGCAGUAUCUUGGGUAGUAACACAUGUCGUACGACAUCGUGUGUCGUGACGCAAUGCGGUAAAGUGCAGGUGUGUUACCGGUACACCCUAGCCACGGCACCCACCGGGUUGCGGGGGGGGUGAGGAGUGACGCAGAUGAGGGCUCGAGGAGGCAUGUAGGGGGGCUCCCGUUGUAGUCGGCUGGGUCAUGCGUGUACGGUACAUGAGGACUCCUUGCUAGGGCUGCUAGUAGCCGUAAUAGGGCACAAGCCUGGGAGACGACUGAGGACACUCAAGGUGGUAGCAGAGGGAGGCGGUCCAGGGGAGGCGGCUUCCCCACAUAAAAGCGGUGUAGUGUGGAUGUGCCAGGACAUGCUUAGCGCCCUUUCACAUGGCGGCCUGCUGCGGGUUCGGGUGCGCACUCACGUUUGGGAGGACUGGAAGGGCGGGCCGGAUACGGUAAGUAGCGGUAGCGGUGGCUCCUUUAAAGUGAGCGUCAGGGGCGUUAGGAUGGAUGGGCAGUAAACGGGCAACGUGUGGGGUGCACGACGCCGCAUAAUCAUGCUUCUGCAUGUCUGUACUGCAAUUGGACGUUGAAGGAUGGGGGCUUCAUGGGGCUUUAGUGAGCCCACAUGGACUGCGCUACCAAGCCCCUUCCGAGAGCCGUACAAUUUGAAGUGUAAUGCCAACGACGUGAUGCAAUGAGCAGCAGAUGCCUUCCGUCCCUCAUUGGGGCAAGCAGUGCUCCUAGUAUCCUGCUCUCUGGAAGGCGCUCGUCCAUCAAGGAAAUCACAUGUGAUGCCGCAAGUCGUCAACCGCUUUGAAGCGGAUGUUUGACUAUGCGGUCUAGCCGAACACCAAUACGUUGUAUGUCGACUUAACUACAACCUCGAGGUUGUUACAUAAGAUCUGCAAGGCCUAGUUACUCUUUUUUCGCUGAGGGAUGGCGCGCCUGCUCCUGCGAGCGGCAGUUGCAGUCGCGUUAAUCGGAAUUGCAUUGCAAUACUUUGGCCUCGCUCCACCACUUCCCGGACUCGGCCUCCUUUCCGCCCGGCUUGGAGGCAGCAGCGGGGGCCCUGGCAGCGUCAAUACAGCCAAGCUGCUCGCAGACCUCAACUGCGAUGUACGACAAGGCCCAACAGACGACAAGAGCAGCAGCGCUAGCAGCAGCACGCAGCAAGCCCAGUCCUCCCCGCUUCAUGACGGCGAGGAGCGGGCCAGGCAGCAGCAGCAGCAGCAGCAGCAGGUCACAUCCGCAGCUCUGUCGGUCAUGUACCUUGCUUCCAUGCCGGGGCUGCGGGAGCAGGUGAAGCAAGAGGCAGGUAUCUUGGAGUCGCUGGUCCGCCACGUCAUGACACCGGACCUGGCGGCCGCACAACACCGCCUGAUCAGGCAACAGCAGCAGCAGCAGCAACAUGAAGAACAGCAGCAGCGGUCAGGGGCAGGGUCAGGGGAUGCCGAGUUGCUGCCGG
Astrephomene gubernaculifera is the source of this 6512-nucleotide messenger RNA. NCBI's taxonomy places the organism in Eukaryota, Viridiplantae, Chlorophyta, Chlorophyceae, Chlamydomonadales, Astrephomenaceae. The record is from the annotation of a GenBank genome assembly.